CACUUUCUCUAAGUAAGAAAACCCAAUCUCAUUUCUUCAGCGUCCGGUCUUGUCUGCCUCCGUGUUCAUAGGUACUUCAAGCCAGGUGCCGAUCCAGUCAUGAGGGGGAAUUCCAGCAGCUUCAAGCUAGACAACGCCACGCGGGCCCUGUUCCAGGACGUAAAUACCAGCAUCGCCAUCUCGGCCAUCUACAUGGUGGUCACUGCCAUUAACCUGAUAGGAAAUGGCCUCUCCCUGUGGCUCCUCGUCUUUCGCACCCACCCCAAGACCCCCUCCAUCAUCUUCAUGAUUAACCUCACCCUGACCGACAUGUCCCUCGGGGUCGCCCUGCCCUUUCAGAUCGCCUACCAGCUCCAAGGGUACCACUGGAAACUGGGACCCAGGAUGUGCAGCAUCAUGACCCUUGUCUUCUACACCAACAUGUACUGUUCCAUUCUGACCAUGAUGGCCAUCGGAAUUGACCGCUACCUAGGCAUCGUGAGGCCCAUGCGGUUUAGGCACACCAGGGCCAGCAAGUCCAUGGCUGUCUUAAGCUGCCUCCUCAUGUGGGGCGUGGUCCUCACCGUACUGUGUCCGCUGAUGACCACGGACCUGACCUUUGACGUUCAAGAGCUCGGGAUCACCACAUGCUUUGACGUCCUCAAGAAAGACAUGCUGCCAAACUUGUGUGCCUGGGCGUUUUUCCUCUUCAGCAUGGUGUUCGUCCUCUUCCUCUUUCCUUUCUGUGUCACAACGUUCUGCUACGUCAGUGUCAUACGGAAGCUGGCCGAAAAUUCAAAGACAGUCCAGAAAGAGAGAGCCAUACGCCUGGCCCUCAUCGUUCUGCUGGUGUUCACCUUCUGCUUCGCGCCCAGCAACGUCCUCCUGUUGACUCACACGGUGCUGAGGCUCUUCUACGAGAAGUCUGUCUACAUGGCCUACAAACUGUCCCUUUGUUUCAGCUGCCUGAACAGCUGCCUCGAUCCUUUCAUUUACUACCUCGCUUCCAAGGAUUUCAGACAGAAGCUGAGACAGAUAAUCAAUCUGCAUAGCCUGAGCAGCAUGGACUCAAUGAAGAUGGAGCAUAAAGAGAGUUUUCACUCCACACAUUACACUGUUGGAAGUCCAGAGACAGAACACAACGAAAUGCCACCGACAGCAUAGAGAGACGGAAUGAGAGGGAGAGAAAAAAAAGAGUGAGAGAGAUGUGAUAAAGGAAGUUAGAGAAACUCUUUUGCGUGUCGUGUCAAGCUCCUUUUUGCUCCUUUUUUUGUGUGCACCAUAAAACAAAUGGCCAAAAGAGCAGCUGAGUUGUAUUUUCCUAUAUAUUGACUUAUUUUUUAUCAUCAUUUUUUUAUCAACAUUUGUUGUAUUUUAAAAGCAUUGCUGAUUAAAUCUGCAUUGUUAUAAUGACAAGAGUCAUUAUGGUUUUUGAACCAAAGAAAUGUAGCGUUUAAAAAAGUUCUCUGAAACCAUGAUCUCUAUAAAUGCCUCUGUGUGCCUUUAUGCUGUGCUGAACUGAAGGUACUUUUGUAACUUCAGUCCUUUUCUUCUCUUUGUUUUCUUCCUCUAC
Pungitius pungitius (ninespine stickleback) is the source of this 1552-nucleotide messenger RNA. It is a transcript of the gene p2ry8, whose product is annotated as P2Y receptor family member 8. The coding region runs from base 100 to 1143 and encodes 347 amino acids. Gene Ontology annotation, cellular component: plasma membrane. Gene Ontology annotation, molecular function: G protein-coupled receptor activity. Gene Ontology annotation, biological process: phospholipase C-activating G protein-coupled receptor signaling pathway; positive regulation of Rho protein signal transduction. The record is from RefSeq and is a predicted model, not a curated record. NCBI's taxonomy places the organism in Eukaryota, Metazoa, Chordata, Actinopteri, Perciformes, Gasterosteidae. The transcript has 3 exons.